Guillardia theta CCMP2712 is the source of this 1431-nucleotide messenger RNA. RefSeq lists its product as hypothetical. The record is from RefSeq and is a predicted model, not a curated record. The coding region runs from base 1 to 1431 and encodes 476 amino acids. The transcript has 4 exons. NCBI's taxonomy places the organism in Eukaryota, Cryptophyceae, Pyrenomonadales, Geminigeraceae.
AUGAAGCGUGCUCCGGUGAAGAAUAGAUACUUUCACUCUCCAACAGAAACUUCAAGGCCUCGAUCUCAUGCUGAUGAGAACUCUUCUUUGCAAACCAGCUCGAGCCUCCGUCGUGCUGAAGUCGAGGCAGACCAGGUGUCGCCAGGGCCGGCCAGGAAGAAAGUGCCGAGCGCAGCGAAAAGUUGCAAGGGCAUGAAAUCCUCGAGGAAGAAUUCAAAGUCUAAUGACCCUUAUGAAAUCAUCACCCUGGAUUUCACCCCUAGGGAACUGGACGGCUGGCUUGUCUGCCCUCAGGGUGACCGGGGCCGGAGUCGCCAGACUGACGCUGAUCUCUGUGACGGGAUGGGGCCCGCCUCGGAUGUCAACCAUGUCACAGCUGCAGAAUCCUUGACAUCAGUUGUCUACAAGCCCUCCAGGUAUCAUACGAGUGCGCGUGUGCCGAGCAAAGUGGAGCAGUACUCGGUCUCACGACCUGAGACGAACGUGGAGUACGGGAGUGAGAUUCUCCGAAGGGUUCUCGACAUUUUCGACCCCAAGGACGGGCAGUGGAGGAGAGGAGUAAUUACCAAGUACGACUGGAGGACCAGGAAGCAUCACGUAGUGUACGAGGAUAAGGAGAAGGCCUUCCUCAACCUCCACGAGCACACGAUCCGGUGGGUCUUUGUGCAGUAUCGACCUCCUGCUUCGACCGUCCAGAAGGCGCCUGCACACUUCCAAGUCAAGAGUAGAGUGGAAGCGCAGGAUAGGGAGGGCGACUGGUAUCGAGGGACGGUGGUGAACAUCAACGUGCUCAAGACUGAAGUGAAGGUGAACUUUGAUGGGUGGAACUGCAAGUGGGAUGAAUGGAUCCCAAUCUCAAGCGGUCGCGUCCGUACGAUCCAACAUCCGGACGCUCUCAGUAUCCGGCGAGAUGGGUCCCCCGUCUACUUGUGCUCCAAGAUGAAAGUCGGCAAGGAGAUCGAAGCUCAGGACGUGGAGGGCGGAUGGUACCGAGCGAAGGUGGUGGAGAAGAAUGACGCUAGGAACAUGGUGUGUGUCAACUUCAAGGACUGGCCGCCCAAGUGGAACGAGUGGAUUCACGUGGACAGCGGGAGAGUGCGAGAUAUGCUCUACCCUGAUGCCGUGGGCAUCACAAGGGACGGGCGACCUAUCUGGAAGGAGGAGAAGAGGAGGAGGAGCGAGGAGGGCAGCGAAUAUUCUGCCGGGUCCCCUAGGAAGCGAUCAUGCCGCAGCAGACAGGUGCCUUACCAGACUGUGGAACGUUCCAGCAGGCGCGGAGGAGGGAAGCCGCUGACUGUGGAGGCGCCGAUGCCGCCAGGGACAAACGGCGAGGAGCAGGAGAGGAGGGUGAGCGAUUACGAGCAGAGGAGGCUGUGCAACAUCGACAGGAACCUUAAGAUGCUUCAGUACAUCGACCGCAUCAACACGUGA